UUGGUUCUCUUUCCCUCAUUCAUCGUUCAACGAUGGGGGAGAUGGUUGGGAGCCAAUCUCAAUCCUCAUUCAAGAUUAUCUUGGGGUCCUCGUCAAUUGCCCGCAAGAAAAUUUUAGCUGAAAUGGGAUACAAAUUUGAAGUCAUGACUGCAGAUAUAGAUGAGAAAAGUAUUAGAAGGGAAAUCCCUGAAGAACUGGUUACGGUUCUUGCCGAAGCUAAGGCCGAUGCCAUUAUUUCCAGGCUGAACACCAAAGAUUACAAAGAAAAGGAUGUCGAAACAACACUUCUUAUCACUUCUGAUAUAGUUGCGGUCUAUGAGGGAACUAUUAGAGAAAAGCCAACCAGUGAGGAAGAAGCUCGGCAAUUCCUAAGGAGUUAUUCUCAGGGGCAUGUAUCAACUGUGGGAUCAGUGCUUGUCACCAAUCUUAAGACCGGCAUUAAACACGGUGGAAUUGAUAAAGCAGAGGUUUAUUUUCAUGACAUACCGGACGAGAUAAUCCAGAACCUGAUCGAUGAACGAGUUGUAUUCAAUGUUGCCGGUGGCUUGCUUCUAGAGCAUCCAUUGAUACUGCCAUUCGUAGACACUUUGAUUGGAGCCUCGGAUAGUGUGAUGGGACUGCCGAAGGCUCUCACGGAGAAGCUCAUACAAGAGGCUCUUUCAUAUAAUGCCGAUUAGUUUGAGAUGUAAUUUUGAAUGUGAUCAUAUUCUUUUGAGAGUGAAAUUUUCACUCUUAUACUUGUUUGAAUGAAAUUCUCAGUUGGACAAACAACUAACACUGAUUAAUAUAUCCUUAAAUCAAACUUUUCUUUA
Dioscorea cayenensis subsp. rotundata (Guinea yam) is the source of this 812-nucleotide messenger RNA. RefSeq names its product 7-methyl-GTP pyrophosphatase-like. Gene Ontology annotation, molecular function: nucleoside triphosphate diphosphatase activity. The record is from RefSeq and is a predicted model, not a curated record. NCBI's taxonomy places the organism in Eukaryota, Viridiplantae, Streptophyta, Magnoliopsida, Dioscoreales, Dioscoreaceae. Bases 33 to 677 code for a protein of 214 amino acids. The transcript is spliced from 9 exons.